AUGGCUAAACACGGCGCAGAAAACCUGGCCAGAAGAACUGUACCAAAAUACGGAAGUACAGCUGGGAAUACAAAGGCCACGACGGUGAAGUUUGUCCUGGUUGAACCCAGUGAUGCCAGCAUAGACGAGAGCAUCCAAAUGCUCUAUAGAAACGGAUAUCCGGAGCUUACCGAGUCAACGGAAGACUUUGCGGUACUAAAACAGAAAUCGAACUGGAAACUCAGAAACGACACCUUACCAACCCAAAAGGUCAUAAAGAUCAACCAAGGAGACUGCGAGGAGGACUUAUGGCACAAGCUAAAUAUGCUGAAAGAGGAAACGAAGGAAGACCGGUGGGUAGCUCUACAUCACUUAGAGAAAUGUAGCGUCGAAAGGCUCAGAAAGAUGGCUGAGGCAAUCUUCCACGGAGGUGACACUCAAGUCACAAUUUUUACAAACAGAAUGCAGAAAAAUGCACCCGCAUCCUCAUACAAGAUUGGACAAGAUUUGGAAGAACUUGCCUGCGCUGGCAUGCUAGCGGAGCUUGCGAGAACUGUGGAAGGUGUACUUACCCCCGAGCCCAAGCUAUGGGUUGGAGAAGUAGGUUGCUAUGCAGCAAAAUUUGAUAAACUGGGAUCUAAGGGAGUUGCUAAGCUAGCAUCUGUUUCAAAAAGUUUUUGUUUGGUCUGA
Molecule: messenger RNA, 669 nt
Organism: Ceutorhynchus assimilis (cabbage seed weevil)
Lineage: Eukaryota; Metazoa; Arthropoda; Insecta; Coleoptera; Curculionidae
Source: the annotation of a GenBank genome assembly